CAAGCACUGACAGAAAAAAAAAAGUGUUGAGAAAUAUUCCCCUGCAUAACUCAGCACAAAUAACUAGACAUGGAUUUGAGUGGUGGCGGUGACCACCCAAAACAGAGCCAUUUUUAGACGUUUACUGCUGACGUUUACAGAGGCUUCAAAUAGCUUCCGUUUUACUCUGGUAGUGAUUGGACUGUCCUGUACUUGAGUGAGCUAACAUACUGGUUGAACAAGUCCGACAUUCUUCACUUCAAUGGAGGAACAGCCCAAAGACCGGGCACAAGACAGGCAAUACCAUCACCACGGAGACGACAGGCACUCUUUUCAGCAGCCAACUUGUCUAAAAAAUGAUCAGAGCCACUUCCAGUGCCAGCAUCAGGAAACGCAGACGAAGAAAACAGGCAAUAAAAAAGUAAGCAUCAGUGACGAGGAGGGAGAGAAGAAUCCACAUCUGUCUAAUGCCGUUGGCAUGUCGCAUCCACCUAGCAUCAGUGCUAACAGACAUACAAUUAAUACAAAUGCAAAGCCCAAAUCCACGCAAAAGCUGUGCACGACUGUUCCAAAAAUAAGCAUCAAAGGACUGGACCAUAAGAAGAGUAUGGACUUAAAAAAUAACAAGGAGAAGGUGCAGGAUUUGAGUCACCAUGAGGGCCCGCCUUUGGAUAAGAAGGACUCCGUAUUACUUCAAAAUGGCGUCGUAAACUGUGGCUUAAUUACAAAUGGCUAUUCUAGCAAGGACAAUGACGGUAGUAGUUCGGAAGGUGGAUAUACUACUCCGAAGAAACGCAAGACCAGAUGUAACAAUACAAAGAACACUGAUAAUGUGAUAAGAGAAAAGGAGAGAGACAUGCAGCAGGGCCACACUACAGAGGAGCUGGGGGCUUUGAAUCUAGAGACAAAUGAGAAAGGAAUGACCUCCAGACUCGAUGGAUUUAGAGCCACCCAGAAAGUAGAAACUCAGUCGACAGCCAAACGGGCUGUUGUAUCAGAGGCUUCAGUGGGUGAAUCUCAGAGGAAAAACUCUGAUGGUAAAACGGUUGGCACCUUUGGUAAAAAAACUGAGGAAAGACACAAAGGCAAGCUUUCUUCACCUUCAAAAGAGGACUCGUGGACUUUGUUCAAGCCUCCGCCAGUAUUUCCUGUGGACAAUAGCAGUGCUAAAAUUGUUCCCAAGAUCAGUUAUGCAAGUAAAGUAAAAGAGAACCUCAACAAAGUAGCUCAAGGUGGAGGAGAGGCACUGCCUCCUCCUGUCAGACUGUCACAGGUCCCUAUGUCUGCUAUGAAAACGAUCACCUCAGCUAGUUUUACUAAUGGUCCUGUUUCUGGAAAUGGAAACGGUUGCCCGUCAGUGGGUACCUUCUUAGCUCCUGCUGCUAGUAGUAUUCCAUCAGCCCAGUCUAUCCUAAGUGGCGACAAUGUAGCAUCUCCUUUGGAAAGUAACUGUAGCUCCACAACUAGUCCUGUAGAUGGAGAGGCAUAUGAGCUUAGAAAGUGUACUCUUUUAAUUUACCCUUUAAAUAUGCAACCUGUACUCCCUAGCGCUCGUCACCUUGACCCACCGGCGGCUCAGACAAAUCAGAAAGCCCUGGGAGAUAUCUUCCAGAAUCAGUGGGGGCUUUCCUUCAUUAAUGAGCCCAACUUGGGCCCAGAAGGCGGAAAUGGGCCGGUGCCCGGAGAGGACAAAACUACUGUGGUCACAUCUAAUAGCGAGUGUCAAGCUGUUGCAGCCAAGAUUGCCCAGCCUUGCUUUGACAUUAGCCCAUCAUUGUUAGAGCCUGGGCCUUUGGUUCAAGACCCUGAGAAAAGGACUUGUACCCCUUGCAUUGUGUCCAAUGCUUGUCCUCCUGCUUAUGGGAUGAGUGAGGAGGAGAACAAGCUGCAGCCAUGUGGCAAGGAAAAGACACAAGGUGCAGGUACUGCUGUGUUGGCCCCCAGUAAAGACAACGGUGCUAAACCUGCGCAGGGUCAGCUAACCACUUUAUUAUUUGGCUCAUCUAAAGAACAGGUCCUCUCUAAAGACAUUAGCACGAGGUGUAGCUGGGGGUCCUUUGACGUUAAAGCUGCUGUCACUUAUCACACUAAAGAAAUGGAAUCCGUUUUCAACUUGCAAAAACAAGAUCCAAAAAGGGUAGUAAUUUACGGCGAGACCAAGGAUGGACCUGAUCAGUGAGGUAGAUGGCCUACAGUACUUACCUUCUUCUCUUCUGGGUGCUGCAGUUAUCUACCUUGGAAAUCACAAAUCCUGUCGGAUAGAAGUGACAACUGUGAAAACAUUUGAUAGUUUAGCAUGACAGAUUUUCCAUGGAAUCUCGGGUGGAAUAACGGACUUCUCUGGGGGCAUCAAAAUGAACACGCGCUCUGGAUGGACGUUAAAAAGGAGCUGAUUGGUGCCUCUGCAACAUUACGAAUGGACACUUUGGGCUGCGAUCGUUGUUUGUCUCAUGGCUCUUUAGGGAUAAUGUUUGGGAGUUCAUCAAAAGGAAGGUGUUCUGGACUGCACCUCCCUAAGCCUUUAUCCUGUUGACCUGUGGCAGCCGUCAGUCUGACUACAGCAUGCCUCGGUCAUGUUUUCUUUUACACAUUCACGAGUUUCAUUGUAGAUAUGUUAGACGUUAUACAUGCACAUCUGUGUGCAAGCUUGAAUUCAUCAUGAAUGAAAGGAGAAAACACUCUGCAAAGGAUUCUUUGGGGGGGGGGGGGGUCUAUGGGGUCCCACUUAACUCAAAGUUAAAUGGGAGCUUAUAGGUGAAGCCCCAUCCAGGAAGGGAGUCUUGUCUUAAAUCAGUAAGGGAAAAUUUAAUUGCCCACGUUUUCUUUUUGUGUCGUUUCGUCUAACCUAACAUGAGUGUUAUCUGCACUGCAGUAUGACCCCAGAGCACAGGUACAAAAGUGCCCAGUUUGAAGGAAAGCCACCCCCUUUAUUUCACUGUUUAUUUGGUGUGCUAAAGAGUCAAAAAUACGGUCUCCGUUAAAUUCAUCCUGAAGCUUUUCAUACAUUUCAGAUUAUUAGUAGGUUGUCACCGGCUGUUCUUAAACUGAGGUUCGUUAUAUGUUCUAUUAAAUGAACUGUGAGUUGGGGAAUAAGCUUGGUGACAAACUGUUAGGUAAAAUAAAAGAAGGAGAAAAAAGAGACAUUGCUUCCACAAAGGUCUUCUGCAUUUUGUGCUUUUUGUUCAGCAGUAAGAUUCAGGAUGUCAAUACAGAUUAUUUUGCCUGUAUUUCUGUUCAGUUCCUCUUGUCGAAGGAACCUGUUCUACAUUUUUACAAUGUACUUUUUUGUUUUGUUUCUUCUUUUGACUCAGAAUUUGGUCUUUACUUUUCUGCCUUGUACGGCAUCGUGUUUCUUGCAUGUUUACUGGUGGAAACGCACGAGUUGGAGGUCACUGUUCAUCGGCAUACAAAGAUAACAGUAACAGAACAAUUGCAAUACUAAUCUUAGUUCCCUAAGUAGACACUUUGUCAAACUGUUCAAAUGUGAAGAUUAGUUAAAUACUAUUAUGUUUUACUGUGGAUAACCUAUUACGUUUGCAAACCAGUGUGCAAUAACACCGUGUGGUCCAUACAUGUGUGUUGGGAGGGGUUGCGAGGGUUAUGUAGAGCUACAACGUCAUCAGCCAAGAUGCUCAGUGUGGCCCGCAGUGCAGUUCAAAAUGUUUAAGGGUGUUCAGUUUGUUGCACGACUUCUAAAUUCGAUGGUGGGAUAUGUGUAUAUUUUUAAAAUUAUUCUAAAGGCUCAUGUUGUAAGAUCUAACUAAGUCUAGGGAGCCCAAAUCUGCUAGCUGACCAGCUGUGACGUCAAUUUUUUUUAUUUUUUUUAUUUUUUAUUUUUUUUCACCAUCAGCAAAUCAAGAUCAGUUUACUCAACAAAGCAACUGUCCAGGUUUUUCUCUAGAAGCUCUGAUUUGGCUAAUGUGUGGAUUAUUAGCACUUUAUGUAAACUAAUUGCUUUUAUCUUAUGAUUAAUAGACGAAAUCUGUGUGUACUGACGAGAAAUCCUCCUUGAAAGAAUGGCUCUGGGCUGUUACUUUUCAGAAAAAAAAAAGCCGCUGAAUAUACAGAAUUAUUAAAUGUAACUCAGGUAGUGUUGAUAAAGCCAUGACUGUGUUUAAUAUUGUUUCUUGCCAAACGGCCCCCGUCACGCAAACGUUCUCAUUGGAAAGAUUGAAUUUAAGUCUGAUUUAUAUAAAGUAUCAUAUGUUGUGACAACACACCAAAAAUUUAAUACUUUGAGAAAAAAAUUGUCAUGGCGUGUGAGGUGCUGUCAUUAAUCGUUUUGGGAUCUAAAAUUGUUGUUUCUUUUCUUUUUAAGCACAGUGCUGCACGGGCUCUUUUCCAUGUAUCCUGGACUGUAACCUUGUAAUCUCUGCCGGUUCAUUUUCUCCCUUAUGUGUUCAUAGUGAAGCACCUCUUUGAUUUAUUAAUGCUGAACAUCAGCGGUGUUUCUACGGGGGUACACAUAUGAGCUUUCAAGUACACUUCUUUCCACUGUGUCCUGAUUAGGCGGCGGUGCAGCUCGUGCACGGAGAGGGGAAGUCAUAACAGCAGCCAUGUUUUUGUACAAGUUGUCUUGACAUUUAACUUCCAUGUCUAAUCGCAGUCGGCUCUCUGGUAUUUAAAAAGCUUUGUUUUGGCUUCCAUUGUACACUAUUUGAUGGAUGAGCGUAUCAGCAGACGCUGCCCUCUGAACGAGAACGCUCGUGUCAGACGUGGUCAAUGAGGAAGCGAGGGUAAUUGAGGAGGUAUAAGCGCUUAUAUUUUUGUUGUUCUGUGCUUGUGGAAAAUUGACACUUAAUCUGGCAUCAAGUUACAAGAAACACUGCAGUUUAAUUUCUUGCAAUAGCCCAUAAUCUAUUUGCGGGGGGGACGAGGGACACAAUCAGGUUACCGUAUGGUUAAUAUUCAGGCUGAAAGGAUUAUCAGUGCACAGCUAUAGGCUUCUAAAUGUAAAGCAGGGUGAUCAGAAUAACUAGUACGUGAUCUUACUGUAGUAUUAUGAUGAAAACACUAUUUUCUCAUGUGUGGGUGUUUGUUUGUUUGUUUGUUUGUUUGUUUGUUUGUUUUUUGUUUUGUGGUGUUGUUUUUUUGUGGGGGGGGGGUUUUGUGUUUGGUGGUUUUUUGUUUUUUUUUUUUGCUAGAGUAGUCCUGGUAGAGGGAAAUCAGAGAUUCUCCUUUGCUCCCACCCUGAGGCCCCUCUUUUUCAAGCACUUAAUACAGCGACAAGGCUAUAUUGAAUAUGCAUAUAUUGAGAGAGAAAUAAUUAUUCAGCAUUGUAGCCUGCAAACCAAAAACAGGUUCUUGAAGCAGAGUAGGUGGUUAAUCAGUGGUUUGUUUGUUGUUUUUUUGUUUUUUUUGGGUGGUGGUGGGAGUGAGUGACUGUUGGUGUGGUGAGAAAGAAAAGCCUGAUCAUGUGGAGUUUAAAUUUCCACCCCCUCAGGAUGUGCAAUCACCUCAAGGAUGCUUCCAGGUUGUGAGUGGCAAGUUUGUUUGUUUGGUGCGCGCAUAGCGAGUUCUUCCUAUUAUAUGCAAGUUCCUCUUAUAUUUCAAAAAAGUCCCUCGUUUCAUGUUCAGGUGCCUGUGUUAUAAAGAAAAACUUUUACAGCAAUUUUGAUUGUUUCAAAUCUGCUUCCAGUGUAUAUUUGUGCCAUUUUCUUUCUUUCUUUUGUUUUGUUGUUGUUGUUUUUGUUUGUUUUUUUGUUUGUUUGUUUUUUUGGAACAUUUGCAACGCUGUUCAAGUAUUUUUUCCGGCUAUUCCUAAUUGUUCUUCUUUUAAACAAUGUGGAUGCCACUGAAGGCGAGGAGCAUUUCAGGCGUCCUGUAGGUUGUGUUCACAGGUGCGACCUAAAGCCAAAUCUCACACGGGCACGGGGGACGGAUCUCUGCUCGCUGGUGUAUACUCCAGUCCGUUGUCAAGUUGAUGUCUGAACGUAGCACAUAAUUAAUUUGAAAUUAUUUAACAAGUUUAAUCUUUUAAUGUGUUUAAAAAAAAAAAAAAAAAA
Messenger RNA from Oreochromis aureus, 5984 nucleotides. It is a transcript of the gene nufip2, whose product is annotated as nuclear FMR1 interacting protein 2. Lineage: Eukaryota; Metazoa; Chordata; Actinopteri; Cichliformes; Cichlidae. Gene Ontology annotation, cellular component: cytoplasmic stress granule; nucleoplasm. The transcript is spliced from 4 exons. Gene Ontology annotation, molecular function: RNA binding. The record is from RefSeq and is a predicted model, not a curated record. The coding region runs from base 242 to 2158 and encodes 638 amino acids.